AUGUCGUCCGCUCUCCGCAAUGGACACCACGGCGGCGCAAACGGUGGCUUCGCGCACCCAGAGAGCAAGCGGUUUACGGACGUGCCCAUUGCCAUCGAUGUCCCGACGCAAGACGAAGACGAGGCUGUCGAGAUUGGCCUUGAAAACUUAGUCGACGACCCCACGGAUCUUUGUGACCUGUUCGAGAACGAGAACGCGGCGCGCACGUACUGGAUGACCGUGUCGCUGGCGUACGCCAAGCAAGGCAAGAUUGAGAAUGCCAUCGAAAUGCUCAUCCGCGGUGGCAAUGCCAUGCAGAACAACAACCCCAAGGAGAAGCUGAGCAUCGUGGCAUGUCUGUGCUGGAUGUACCUGUGGAAGAGCCGUUUGGCACCGCGCGUGCCGCCCGAGGGCGCUCUGGCGUCGGACGCGAAGACCAAGGAGUACUACCUGCAGCUGGCGACGUCGACCCUCAACGAGGCCUCACGCAUUAACCCUGCGUACCCUCCUCUGUUCUUGGCUCGUGGCGUUCUGCUCCUCCUUCGCGCCUCUCUGCAGCUGCCCACGGCAUCUGGCGGCGGGGGCGCUGGUCCUGUGGCUGGUGAAAAGCUGGAGCUGCUGCGCGCGGCCACGAAGUCCUUUGAGGACGCCCUGCGCGUGUCUCAGGGCAAGAACAUGCUGGCUCUGAUGGGCAAGUCCCGCGCGCUCUACUCGCUUGGGAAGUACGCCGAGGCUCUUUCGGGCUACCAGGAGGUGCUGGGCAAGGCACCGGAGCUGGUGGAUCCUGACCCGCGCAUUGGUAUUGGCUGCUGCUUCUGGCAGCUUGGCUUCAAGGAGGAUGCCAAGACGGCAUGGGAGCGGUCUCUUGAGAUCACGCCUGAGUCCAAGGUAGCCAACAUCCUCUUGGGCCUCUACUACCUCGACAGCAGCGGCCAAGUUGCCGCCAACAGCCCCGAGUUCCUGCGCCUGUACAAAAAGGGCAUGACGGAAUACACCCAGAAGGCCUUUAAGCUGGACAAGAACAUGCCGCUCACGUGUGCGACCUUUGCGGGCUACUUCUUGUCGCGCAAGGCGUUCACAAACGUCGACUCGCUGGCCCACAAGGCCAUCCAGAGCACCGACAUCAACGCCGUUGCCUCUGACGGCUGGUACUUGCUUGCACGCAAAGCCCACAUGGAGGGCGACGUCGAGCGGGCGGCCGACUACUACCGUCGGUCGGACGAUGCUCGCGGUGGUACCGACCGUGGCUACCUUCCGGCCAAGUUUGGCGCAGCACAGCUGUCGGUGGCCAAGUCGGAUCUCGGCGAGGCCAAGCUGCGGCUCGAGAAGAUGAUCCAGCAGUCGAAGAGCCUCGAGGCCAUGGCACUUCUUGGCACAUUGUAUGCCGAGGAGGUGUUUGCCAACGACCGUGCCGCCGUCAAGGAGGACAAAGCUGUCGAGAAGAAGAAGGCCAUUAGUCUCCUGGAGAGCGUGCGGACGGCGUGGAAGGACCCCAAGAAGCACUUAUCGCCGGACUCUGCGGUCCUGCUCCACCUUGCAUGGCUGUUUGAAGCCGACCACCCGGACAGGGCCUUGCAGUGCCUGCAGCAGGUGGAGCAGUUGGAGCUGGACCAGAUUGCAGAGUCGGCCGAGCCGGCCGCCGAGGGCGUCGAUGAGGCGACACACCGAGAAUCGCUGCGCAAGUUUCUGCCGCCACAGCUGCUGAACAACAUGGGCUGCUUCUAUUUCCAGUCGGAUAAGCAGGAGCUGGCCAGCAGCAUGUUUGAGCUGGCCCUGGACGCGUGCGUCAAGAUCCAGAACAAGGAGGAUGAGGAGACGGAUGCGGACGCGCUGGUUACGACCAUCAGCUACAACCUGGGCCGCAGCUACGAGGCCCGGGCACUAGUGGACAAGGCUGUCGAAGCGUACGAGGGCUUGCUGAAGCGCCACGAGGGAUACACGGAUGCACGGCUGCGUCUGGCGUACGUCAAGCUGCGGAAGCAACCCAACGACGCGGGCCCGGAUGCAGUGGCCAAGCUGUACCAGGAGAACUCGAGCGACCUGGAGGUGCGCGCACUGUACGGAUGGUACCUGGGCAAAGCCUACGCCAAGAAGCGGCCGGCCAACAUCAACGAGGACCACGAGCUGCGGCACUACAAGCACACGCUGCAAAACUACGACAAGCAUGACCGUUAUGCCCUGGUGGGCAUGGGCAACCUGUACUUGGCUUCGGCGCGUGAGAUGCGCCGGGAGACGGACCAGGAGAAGCAGAAGCGCAGCGCGGCAUACAGCCGUGCCGUCGAGUUCUUUGACAAGGCUCUGCAGCUGGACCCUAAGAACGCGUAUGCAGCGCAGGGCAUUGCCAUUGCACUUGUCGAGGACAAGAAGGACUACCGCAGCGCGCUGCCGAUUUUCCUCAGUGUCCGUGACACGGUCCGCGACGCGCACGUCUAUGUGAACUUGGGCCACAUCCAUGCCGAGCUGCGCCAGUUCUCCAAGGCGAUAGAGAACUACGAGGCUGCACUGGCCAAGGACGGCAAGAACAACGACCCUAUACCCUGUCGUGCCUUGGGCGCGUGUGGCUGCAGAAAGCGAAGAUGGACAAGGACCUGGAGGCCUUCAAGAUGUGCCUCGAAUGCGCCCAGAAGGCUCUUUCUGUGGCACCGGAUCAGCCUAAAAGAGAGCCAACGGACACUGCAGCAGCUGCAGGACGCGGCCAGCGGCUUGGAGGAGGCCAUCAAGGCGCUGGACGAUAUCGCAGCGCACCCGCAGACGCCGUAUCCGAAACAGGAUGUCGAGCAGCGUGCUAACAUGGCGCGCAACACGCAGCGGCGGCAGCUGGAGCGCGCGAUUGCCAGUCAAAAGGACUAUGAGGAGAAGAACAAGGAGAAGCUAGCAGCGGCGGUCGAGCAGCGACAGGCGGAGCUGAAGCGGCGCGAGGAGGCGCGGCAAAAAGCGCUCGACCAAGAAAAGGAGCGGCAAGACAAGAUCCGCAAGGACCGCGAAGAGAUUGCGGCGCGCGACCGCGUGCUGGCCGAGAAGCGGGCCGAGGAGGAGCGCGCGCGUCGCGAGGCGGAGAUGACGACCGACAGCGAGACGGGCGAGAAGGUCAAGCGGAAGCGCAAGCCGGCGCCGCGGAGUGACCGCGCAGCAGGCAGCGGCAAGAGCCGGUCGCGCAAGAAGAAGGCACAAGACGAAGACGACGACGACGACUCGGACGGCGACAACCGCUCGGGCGACUCUGGCGCUGAGGACCGGCACCAGAAGAAGAAGCGUCGCCUGUCGCGCAAGGAUCCGCCCAAGAACUCCAAGUACAAGUCAUCAGAACUGGUGCACAGCAGCGACGACGAGGACGACGAGUACGACGCGCUGGAUGCGGCCGAUGCGGCCAUUGAGCAGAGCAACCGCCGUGGCGGCUCGGCCGGGUCAGACGACGAGGGUGUGCGUGACGACGCCUCGGACCGCAUGGACGUGGACGAGGCCGAUGACGACGAGGGCGGCUCCCGGUCACAGCAGCAGCAGAGCAAGCGUGCUCGGAGAAGUGCCGGCCGCGUCCUGGACGAGAGCGAAGACGAGGACGAGCCGGCCAAGGCAGACGACGACGAUGAGGAAGAGGAGGCGCCGGCUGCUCGACGGGGACAUAGACGGGCCGUUAGCGACGACGACGACGAUGAGUAA
Messenger RNA from Sporothrix brasiliensis 5110, 3636 nucleotides. Its product is annotated as RNA polymerase-associated protein CTR9. The record is from RefSeq and is a predicted model, not a curated record. The coding region runs from base 1 to 3636 and encodes 1211 amino acids. Gene Ontology annotation, biological process: regulation of DNA-templated transcription. NCBI's taxonomy places the organism in Eukaryota, Fungi, Ascomycota, Sordariomycetes, Ophiostomatales, Ophiostomataceae. Gene Ontology annotation, molecular function: RNA polymerase II complex binding. The transcript has 3 exons. Gene Ontology annotation, cellular component: Cdc73/Paf1 complex.